This is a messenger RNA of Leishmania mexicana MHOM/GT/2001/U1103, 1197 nucleotides long. RefSeq lists its product as hypothetical. The transcript has a single exon. Gene Ontology annotation, cellular component: cytoplasm; proteasome regulatory particle, lid subcomplex; nuclear proteasome complex. NCBI's taxonomy places the organism in Eukaryota, Euglenozoa, Kinetoplastea, Trypanosomatida, Trypanosomatidae. Bases 1 to 1197 code for a protein of 398 amino acids. The record is from RefSeq and is a predicted model, not a curated record.
AUGUCUGAAGCAUCCAGCUCGUUCGCCUGGGCGACGUUGGACGCCGCGCUCACGCGCGGCGAUGCAAGUGGCGCUGCUGCGACGGCACUAGAUGGCUUGCGUGCGACUACUUUCAACGGACGCGAGCAGUUCUUCUCUCAAUUGUACUCGGCGCUGCUAACCCGCGCGCGUGCGCCGGAGACCGCUAGCUGUGUUGCAGCGGCAUGCGAAGCACUCUGGGGGAUGCCGGAGUUCCGCUCAAGUUUGUCAUCCGGCUCCAGCUUGACAGGCGAAGCGCUGCUGCUUGCGGUUGCUUUGGCAACGGCAUACACCACUGUCGACAAGCUGGAAAGGGCUAUCACAUUCGAUGCGGAGGUGCUGCACUCCUCCGUGUUUUUCACGUACGAUGGGCUUACCCCGUGGGACCGCCUGUCCUGCGUGGCCCGCGUCUUGAGGGCAUCGCGAGUCACUGCGAACCCGCGCCACGCGGACUCGGCAGUGCAGAAAGGAAUGUCUCUCUACCACAGCGUCGCCGGCCGAGCACGUCGCGAAAGCGGAGACGGGGAGACGCAACGGCAUCACCACGUCGUCGUGUGCGCCUACCUGCUAGAGCUCGGUUUGUACCGUCAAGAGCGUCGCGAUUACCUGCGUGCCUUGCAGUCCUUUCUUGCCCUGUACGAAAACAGCGGCGAUGCGGCGGCGAUCCAGCGCGCUGCACUGUGCGCCUUGUGUGUUCGCGCGGGGGAGGCAGAUCGGCAGGCAGCGCUGUGCAGUGUCACGCAGCGCGGGGGCGCCGCCCUUCUCGCACUGCCACUGUACAAUUACCUGCAGAUCGCGUACAAUGGUCAGCUUUUCCGCGCUGCUGACGUGGAGGGCGUGCUGGCAGCGGCUGGGUCAUACGUGCCACACUCGAUUCUUCGCGAUGCCCUGCGUGAGCACAACAUCACCAUUCUCGCCAAGACGUUCGAGUGUGUGCACUGGCGCUCCCUCUGCUUGCACAUGGAUGACAAACACAUCACCGAGAGUGAGCUGCACGACCUUCUCGUGUCUAUGGUGCGGUCACAACGGGUCUGCGCCGCGAUUCACCAGGACACCGGCUUCAUCGAGUUUACCAGCGCUGCUGAUGCGCACACGCAAAUCACCGACACCGACGCAUUCAAACGCAUUGCAACGGCAGCGGCGGCGAUCGGCAAAGCGCGUCCUGAGCUGCUGCUAUAG